Molecule: messenger RNA, 3538 nt
Organism: Myripristis murdjan (pinecone soldierfish)
Lineage: Eukaryota; Metazoa; Chordata; Actinopteri; Holocentriformes; Holocentridae
Product: KN motif and ankyrin repeat domain-containing protein 4-like
Exons: 10
Coding region: 173-2842 (889 amino acids)
Biological process (GO): negative regulation of actin filament polymerization
Cellular component (GO): cytoskeleton; cytoplasm
Molecular function (GO): protein binding
Source: RefSeq, a predicted model, not a curated record
AGACAAGCGGGGCUGAACUGAGCUGAGACCAGACUGUAGUGGAUUGUCUGAGAAACACACCCUCACAUCACCAGCACAAAGUGGAGGAAACUGCUGAGCACAUAUCACAAGAUACCAAUGCUUGCACCAGAUGAUGUGACAGAAAGCGAUCCACACAACUGAAGACAGCAAAAUGAUGGAAGGACAAAAUGGAACUAGUAUGCCUCUCAAAACUACAGAGAAUGGAGUAAAAGGGAAGCCCCCAUACUCAGUGGAAACACCCUAUGGCUUCCGGCUGGACCUGGACUUCCUUAAAUAUGUAGAUGACAUAGAGAAAGGCAACACCAUCAAAAGAGUCCCCAUCCAGCGUCGAAGCAAGGGCCCCCGGUCGAGCACUCUCCCCAGGCACCUCAACCCCUCUGGGUGUGGCUACCGCCCUAGUCCCUGGGGAUCCACUGGAGCUCUAGGUCCAAGGUCACGAUUUUCAGAUGCCAAUCAUGGCCACUCUUCUUGGGCAUAUGACCACAGAUCACCAGUCUCCCCUACAGGGUUUAAAUCCCUGGCAGAGAUGGAGGCCAGGAUCAAGGCAUUUGAUGAGCAGCCCCUUGGGGAGCACAUCAGACCCCAUCUCCUCCGAGCAUCCAGCUUGCCUCUAACAGUAUUACUGAGACAAGGAUCAGAGUCUACAGAUGACCAAGGCAGCCUCCGAAGUUCAAGGGAUCACCUCGGAGGAAGGGAUGCCUCUUGUGAAGAUGUCUUCCAUUCCCUGGACUGCUCCUUAGACAUCCCUCGCAGCCAGGACUGCUCUGGGCUGCUGAAGCGCCUUACAGAGGCCCUGGAACGUGUGGGUGAGUUGGAGAUGGAGGUGAGGGUCAUCCCAGAGCUCAGGGCUCAGAUUUGCAUCCUCCAGGAGGAAAGAGAAAGGCUCCGUCUGGGCCUGAGCCCAUGUGGCCAGUCUCUCUCUGUCAAUGGAACCACUGACCCUUGCACCUCCUCCCACUAUGGCACCUCAGAUAUCAAAAGGCAGAGGCAUGAAAGUUAUGUUACAUUUCCAAGAAACCACAGCAUCAAUCAAGAUGACUCAACACAUGAGUGGAGAACCAGCACAGAUCUGGAUGAGUUGCUGACAGUGACGUCCCUUCAGGCCAAGGUAGCUGUGCUGGAGCAGAAGCUCCAUGAGAGUGGCCUGGAGCUCCAGAGGACCUUGGGGCUGCUGAGGGAGCAGCAAGAGGAGAGUAGGAGGAAAGAUGAGAGGAUUGAGCACUUAACCAGGAACCCUGGGGCAUGGGUUCUUGCAGAGAGGGUGGUCGUAGACCAGGAUGGAGGAGAUGAGAUGGUGGAGAGGUCUAGUGAAUCUAAUAAUUGUAAGGUGUCUUCUGCAAAAGGUAUGGAUGUGUCCAUCAGUGCAAUGACUGUUAGUGAAAAUGGACAAACAAGUCAACAAGACUCAGAUGCAGUACCUAUGGAAUUUGAGGAAGCUUCAGCUGAAGGUAUAGGGUCAGCGGUGGCAGUUCACCACAUAAAGAAAAUCAAGAGGCUCCUGGAAGAGCAGUGGGAGUGCUUGUGUGCAGACAGUGACACAGCAGAGGAGGGUAAGCCUCUGGAGCACCCAGACCCCAAAGUCAACGCUAUACAACUGGAGAUGAUGGAAUAUGUCCACAUCCUUUUGUCCCACUACCCCCAACAUGGACAUGAUGAUGGAGAAGGGACUCAGCAUGGAGUCCCCAAAUCCAUCAUGAGGAGAGAUGGAAGUUCUCGGAUGUCAAAAAACCUACACUUUGCUGGUAUUAAUGAAGGAUGUGAAACAACUGCGAAUGGAGAGCUGGUCGGGCGGGACUGUGUGAAACAGAGCAUUCAUGACCAGAGGGAAAGACACAUCAACCCUGGGGAGAUGGCUGCUGCCCAGGUGGAUGCUGAGCCAGAAAAGAGAGGGAUGGAGAGAGAUAAACAUGUGAGCCUAGACAGACAGAUGAUGGUGGGUGGAGAGGGAUCGAGGCAGACAGAUGGGGGCAUUGCGUCUGUGGAAGCUGAGGCUCCGGAGAAAUUGGCCAAGAUGAAGCCACUGCCCCCAGGGGAGCAGAUGGAAAGGGACUCUGGUUCAGAAACAACCACCAAAGGCAGGGAGACCGUAAGCGGGGAAUUUAUGGCUGCCUGUCAGUUCCUCAGAGACCACAUGGACAACAUGGAUAACCCCAAUGACGACAUGAGGAAGGCCCUAGUGGUGCUGUUUCAGAAUUGGUUCGGUGUGGCAGCGGAGGAGACUUCAGUGGCCAGUCGGGUGGAUCUGUACCUGAGAGAAGUGAAGAAGACCACACCCUCUCUGCUGGCCUUCCUGGUCAAUCUAGCUGAUGACAACGGCAACACGGCGUUACAUUACAGUGUGUCCCACUGCAACUACAGCAUUGUCAGCCUGAUACUGGACACAGGUGUGAGUGAUGUGGAUCUUCAGAACAAGGCCGGGUACACCACAGUGAUGCUGGCCUCACUGACGGCCCCUGACGGCCCAGGUGGGAUGGAAGUGGUCCGCAGGCUCAUGGAACUGGGCCGUGUUAAUAUUCAAUCCAGCCAGACGGGCCAGACGGCUCUGCAGCUGGCAGUGCGUCACGGACGGGUGGUGAUGGUCCGCCUGCUGCUGAGUUGCGGGGCCGACACUAACAUCCAGGACAGCCAGGGAACCACGGCCUUGAUGUUCGCCUGCGAGAGGGGCUACACACACAUCGCAAGGCUGCUGCUUGAAAGGAGCCACUGUGACCUCAACCUGACUGACAAGCGGGGUCAAACUGCCCUCUCUGUGGCCAAGAAAGGCUCGCACACGGAUACAGCUGCACUCCUGCAGGCCCAUGCAAAAGCUAAAGCUCUCUAGGACUGGAACCCAUGCACAUUUCUUCUGCAGAAAAAAGAAGCAACCUUCAUAUGUGUCUCAGACAUACAGUCACUGCCAUCUUCUCUUUUGUCUGUGAAGCACUUCAAAGACGGUUUUACCAUUGACACGAUGUGCCAGGAUCAAGCGCUUGUCGUUGCAGAAUUCUGUGGAGUGAAUUGUCUGCACACCAGCACAGUUAUAAAUAAGGUGAUUCCAGCGCUUACAUGAGAGGUUCAUCAAUGCUCAAUGAAGGAUCUGGCAAAGCUUCACUGCCAUAUGAUUGGAUUGAUACUCACAAUAAAAACUGUCCUUACUGUAAAUGUCCAUAGUUAUGUCAGAUCUUCGCACACUGUAGUAGCAGCUUCACCCUGCAACUAUGCAAUGAUAAAAAAAUAUUUAUUGAGAUACUUUGAUUGUAAUUGUUGCAUCAAUAUGUUCAUUGUUAUGCAUUAAAUGUCUGUGCUGGUAAUACACUCUGCACUAUACCUAGUGCUUUCCUGUUAUGGAGGAAGACUGCAUACUGCUAUUUGCAUUCAAUUUUAAUGUAUUCUGCUGAACACUUUUACAAUAAAUUGCUUGUGAAAUACAUGAAGGAAUGCAAAACAUAUGCUACAUACUGUUUGCAAAACAUGUGAAACAGAAACAAAACUUAAACCUGUUCCUGUCCAUAAACCGAUCUGUUGAUUUUAAUCACUA